Capra hircus (goat) is the source of this 7145-nucleotide messenger RNA. It is a transcript of the gene CNIH4, whose product is annotated as cornichon family AMPA receptor auxiliary protein 4. Gene Ontology annotation, cellular component: COPII-coated ER to Golgi transport vesicle; endoplasmic reticulum membrane. The transcript is spliced from 4 exons. Gene Ontology annotation, biological process: endoplasmic reticulum to Golgi vesicle-mediated transport. The coding region runs from base 3255 to 3491 and encodes 78 amino acids. The record is from RefSeq and is a predicted model, not a curated record. NCBI's taxonomy places the organism in Eukaryota, Metazoa, Chordata, Mammalia, Artiodactyla, Bovidae.
UUUUUUUUUAAUGUUUGUUUUUGUGAAAGUUAUACUUGCACACAACUAAAGUUAGAGUAUUAGAAAGCUCACAAUGAAAACAGCAGACCCUUUCUGACCCUUUAAAAUCAUAUCUCUCUUGCUUCUGAGGGGCCACUGAUUUCAACCCUUGAACUGUUAAUUUUUUUCUGAUACUUACAUCCAUAUUUCUCUAUGUGCUUACAGUGCUAUUUCUUUCUUUCUUUUUUGUUUUUACUCUAUUGCAUGUGUUGCAGGAUCUCAGUUCCCCUACCAGGAAUUGAACCCAGGCAGGGAAAGCCUAGAAUCCUAACCACUAGGCUGCCAGGGAACUCCCACUACUUUUUGAUUUAUCAGUUUUACACAUUAUCUAUCGACUUCUGAGUCAGUAUGGUAGAUUUUGUUCUUAGGUACCAACUUCUGAACGUCACUCCUGUUUUUUUGUUUUUGUUUGCAGGUAAGUUCAUAUUUAAUGUUUACAUCAUGAUGUACUAUUAUAAUGUUUUUUAUUGCUGAGCCUUAUGGCAGACAGUGAUCAUGUUUUUCUAAUUUUUUUUUUUUUUUGGAUAGCUUGUCUUUUCAGAUAACAUCUUUAAAGUCUUUCAGUACUAUUUCCUACAUGGCUCAAACAUAAAAUAAUCUAUCAGUUGUUUUUUUCCAGGUGAUAUUUCUCCACAAGACCUCCAUCCUCUUGCUAUAGUCUGGAGUGGUUGCUCUUAGACCUUUUCACAGCUUCCAUCUUGGGACUCCUGGUUGGAUCUCCUGAUUCUUGGAAAUCAUGUCUUCUUUUCUCUUGGCUUACUACCUCAUUUUGCUGGAGUAGCUUCUUGAGAUUCGGGACAUGGGAAUUAAGUUUUUUGAGACCUUGCAUGUUUGAAAAUGUCUAAUCCUUUCCUUUGAUUGACAGUUUCUCUGAGUAUAGAAUUCUAGGUUAGAAAAGACUUUUUUUUCCCGAGUUUGCUUGAUCAAUGUCUUUUAACUUCCAGUGUUGAUGAAGUUGGGAAAUCUGGUACAUUUUGAUUUCUUGUCCUUUGGAUGGGAUCUCUCUCUCCCCUUUCCCCCCACCCCCACCUCCACCCUUUCCAGAAGCUUUGGAAUCUUUUCUCUAUCCUUGGUGUUAUUUAUUUAUGGUAAUCCUCGGUGUUUCGGAAUUUUGCAGGCUUCUGAGAGGUUCCUUCAGUCUGGUAAAUUUUCUUCUUUCUCUGAUGAUGUCUUCCCCCUCUAUUUUCUCUCUUCUCUUUCAGCAACUUGGAUUUGCUUGAUGUUUAUCUGCUGGGUUGAUCUGCCAAUUCUUUUUUCUUAUUCUUGUCCCUUUAGUUUUUUUUUUUUCUACUUUCUUGUAAGAUUUGCUGUUUUAUCUUCUGAAUUUUCUAGUUUGUAUAUAGUUUAUGUUGAACUUUUAAUUUCUAAGAGCUUUUUGUUCUCUUGGUUCAUACUUGACUCUUUAUCUCUCUGGGAUAUUGAUUAUAGUAGUUUUUGAAAUUCCCUUCUACUUCCUACAUUAUAUCUGUUUUUUCCAAGUUCCUUUCUCUUUCCCCCUUAUUUCGUACUGAGGGCUUUCCUCAACUUCUGAUAUGUGGCUGUCUGGUCAUACUUUAUGGUAAAACACUGAAAUACUCAUUGGAAGCUCUUUGGGUGGUCCAGGCUAUUGACUGAUAGGUGGACUUCACUGAGGGUGAUUGGUUUCUGCCUUUUUUGGAGGUACCUGAAAUGGCAGUUUUUGUAGGUGUUUUCUCUUAUGCCAUUAAGGCACUCCAGAGAAGGAUCCUCCAAACUCUUGCCUGGGUGAUAACAAGUCUUGAGCUAGCAAUCUGAGAACAAGUGAGGUAGAGAACACAUUGUUAAUGAGGGAAGAGAACAGAGGCCUUGGUUGAAAGUCAGUAAACCAAUAUACAAGUAUAAUAAGGUCACGUGUCACUUCCUGAAACUUUUGUUUUAGGUUUGUGUUUAUGUAAAACAAAGUGCAGCCCAUAGUAAGAAGUUCAGUUUGAAAGCUACUGCUACGUGGGUCUGAUAACAUGGAGGGGGGUAGUAGUAGUAACAUCAGCUAACAUUUAUUGAGUGUUUACUUUGCAUGUGGCUUAUGUAUGUUAUUUGCUCUAAUUCUCAAUAACAACCUCUUGAGGUGUUAGUAUUAUUAUCUCCAUUUUACAGAUGAGGAAAUCAUGAUUUAGAGAGGGUAGGUAACUUCCUAAAAUUGCACAGCUAAUAAAUAGGAUAGAGCAUGGGUUUUACUCCAGGUUUAUUUGACUCUGCAGGUUACACAUACUAUGUGUAUGUGUUAGUAGCUCAGUUGUGUUCCACUCUUUGAGACCCAUGGACUGUAGUUCUCCCGGCUCUUCUGUCCAUGGAAUUCUCCAGGCAAGAACACUGGACUUGGUUGCCAUUAUAGCAUUAUGUUAAAUUGGUUACACUUUAAAAAUAAUUUGCAUAUUAAAAAUGCCCUUGUUGAUUGCAAAUUAGGUUUAAGGCCCAGAAAAUCCCUUCUUCUUUGUUUAUUAAAUAAAAAAAAGUAGCCAAGAAAAACUGAGGGAAUAAAUUUCCUGGUGGUCCACUUUUCACUGCGAAGGUGAGAGUUUAAUCCCUGGUUGCACAACUAAGAUUCCACAAACCUCCCAGCAGUGGGUCCCCAACCCCCACCCGCAAAUGUAUCUAAAAUCUAAAUGCACGAGACCUGGGGCCAGUGAGUCUGAGCUUCUGUUAUAUUGAUUGCCCGGACACUAUGUAGUCGUGUGACCUUGGGCAAGUUACUUAAUCUCUCUUGAGUUUUAUUUUCCUCCUUUCUGCAAGUUGGGAGUGCCAGUUUCUGGCUCCAUAAAUACUAGGUGUUAACUGCCAUUAAAAGAAGUCUUAAAGAAAAAAAAAACAAAAAACAAAAAACAUUUUCUGCUCUUAGGAGAGGAAGACUAUUGGUGAAUUGAGAGCCUGCCACAGUAGCUCUUGAUACAUGAAAACUAGAAUAUUACACAAUAAAGAGCAUAGAUAAGGGCAUUGGAUGCUAUAAAAGCAGUAGUCUGGGAUUCUUUUAUCCUGGUCCUUUAUCAUAUUUGUUCAACUUUGAGCUGAUAUUGUAAGCUGUUAAAGUACCUUUUUUUUUUUUUUUUUGUAAAUGUGAGAUUAUUUUCCCCAGGGUUCUGGAGCUUGGAAAUGUAUGGAUAGAUAUUCUGACUUGAAGGCAGCAUGAAUGUGGAUAUAAACCAUCCCAAAUUAGAUGGGUAGCUCCAGAAUUGGUUGGCCAUACUCUCGUCACUGUACUAAUGCUCAUUUCAUUGCACUGGUUCAUCUUCCUUCUCAACUUGCCUGUUGCCACCUGGAAUAUAUAUCGGUACAUUAUGGUGCCGAGUGGUAACAUGGGAGUAUUUGAUCCAACAGAAAUACACAACCGAGGACAGCUGAAGUCACACAUGAAAGAAGCCAUGAUCAAACUUGGUUUCCACCUGCUCUGUUUCUUCAUGUAUCUUUACAGUAUGAUUUUAGCUUUGAUAAAUGACUGAAGCUGGAGCAGCCGUGGUUGAAGUCAGCCUACACUACAGUGCACAGUUGAGGAGCCAGAGACUACUUAAAUCAUCCUUAGAACCGUGACCAUAGCAGUAUAUUUUUUCCUCUUUGAACAAAAAAUAUUUUUGCUGUAUUUUUACCAUAUAAAGUAUUUAAAAAACAUGAAUUGAGUUUUUGUAGCUUUCUGGUUCUCAACUUUAGCCUGAACCCCCAACAUGUGAAGGUGUGUUUCAUCAUCUGUAUAUAGAAGACAGUUAUUUGUAUGUAGGAAGAGGACUCAUUCCAGCCUUGCAUGCCAAAGAGUCAAGAACAUGCUGUAAAUGGAAAGUGUAAUAGAUAAGCAAGGUGCCUCUUCAGGUCAAGAGUACAAAACCAUACUGUUAGUCUGGGCAAAGGAAGAAAGAAACUAAACUACCCUUUUGCCUAUAUUGUGGCAGCUUCUUGUAUUUCACGUGGUUUACAGAUUUAUGGGACUGUAAGCCAAAUAUCUUUUCAUAAGAAUGUUAACAUAAAAAUGACAUUUCAAAAAAAUAUAUAUUUCUUUGCUGAAUUUGUGAAGCCUUAUAAGCCAUUACAGGUAUAAUGUAAUUCCUGCCUAUAGAAAGGAAAAUAAGCCAAAACAAAUUUUAUCAAGAGCUUUCAUUUAAAAGCCACUGCCUCCACAAUCACCCUCAAACUCAUACACUCUCACUGGCUCUUGCUGGAUCCUGGUUUUGUAUUCUCAUUGAUCUAAUUAUAUUUGAUCUCUCUGAUUUGUCUUUCAGUGGUUUUGGAGAGGUGAUUUGGUGGAAGAUGCUCAUCAGGUUAGAUGCAGGAGCAGCUGGUCAUUCAGUGUCAGUGAAAUUGAUCCUGCCGCCAGUCUGCGUGGUGCCUGACUGAUACUUCUGUCCUGCUGCACUGACCACUUGGUCCAUGUCGUGGACAUAGCAAUAUCUAAGCAAACUCGGUGCCUUGGAGUAUUUGUCAACUCUUGCAGUUGUUGAGAGAAGUAGCUUCGUAGGUUCUGUUGGCCAGGUGAAGGGAACCUAGCAUUUUAUUCUUGGUUCUCCUUUGUGUUUUAAUGUCUCUAGGCGCUGGUAUUUAGGUGAAACAGCUGUGGUUUAUGACAGAGUCCAGAGAGAUUCUUCAGUCUGUGGAGGCAGAAUUGGCUAGCCAGAUAAGUUGUGUGGUCACCAAACAUCAAAUGUUGCAUGUCUUUUCAGCCUUGGACUAGGCCUUGGCUUGGCAGAAGCCAGAGAGCCACUAAGCAAAACUCCCUUUAUGGACAGACCCACAUUUUGCGGAUGAUGGUAUGCCCUGGCCACACGUGAAAGGAAGGGUGAAAUGGUAGCAAAGUAAACUUGGUUCUUUCGUUUUGCAAGUCUCCGAAUUUGCUCCUUGGGGUUAACUUGUAUUUUUUCCAGGGAAAGAGCCAAGGAGCUGUAACAUAGAAGUUAGUUUGUUUGCAUCUCUCUUACCUUUUCUAUCUUAGGCACCUUCCUCUGUUUAAAAAAAGCUGUCACUUACUCUGGCUGUAUCCCUAACUUCCAGUGCCUUUAAAUGUUCUUCUGCUCAAGGUUUUAAAGCAGUGAAGGUGUUGGAAAACUUAGAACUGAGAGAUAAAUAAGCUACUUCAGGAAGCUCAAAGGACUUCAAAGGACUGUUGAACAAAAUGUUUUACCUUCUCAUUCAAAUAUUCUUUUUUAAAAAAUGCCAAUAUUCACAAUGUUGUGUUAGUUUCAUAUUUAUAGCAUAGUGAUUCAAUUUUUAUUUUAUUCCAUUAUAGUGUAUUACAAGGUAUUGAAUAUAUCAAGUAUUCCCAGUAACCAAAAUAGAAACUCCAUGUAGUUGAGAGCAUCUGGCUGUCAGUUUGCAUGUCAUUGGGCACAGAGCAGAGGCUGAGCAGAUCAGAAAGUUGCCUUGUUUAUAAGACAGGAGCUCUUCUGAAACAUUAACUGUGGUUAAAAGCAAAACCACCUUUCUUCUAUUGCUUGUCUGUAUCAAAGCCAGGAAAGAGGGUGACUCUAGUUUUUUGUUUUUUAGGGGCUCUUCUACAAAUGAUGAAAAGAGGAAAAGAGCGGUGACUUUUAAGAGCUGUGGUUAAGAUGCUAAAGAUUUAUUUUCUAUGCUUUUAUCUGAUUGGAGAGUUGCAGAGGCCCUUAGAAAUCCUUUGGUCUAACUUCAUCUUAGAGGUAGAGAGCAGAGCCCUGGGGACUGCAUCUGGAAUCCUGCUGGUUAGUCUAGUGUUCUCUCUCGCGUAUCAUUCCUCUUCCCUGUCUGUCUGUGAUGAUAGUACCCAGGGCCCAGCCACUGAAGGCUGCAGUGGCGUGCUCCUGGGUGCAAAAUACUUUUAUCUGUGUGUCCUGUCCUUUUCCUUCCCUCCCUUCAGUGGUAGCAGGUGCCCUUACUGAUCAUGGGACUCUCAGCUAAGAGAGCUGAGGAAGAAAGAUCUAAGGUACAGCUUGGUUUUUCAAAGCCUGACAGCCACUUUGCCAUGCCACACAGAUGACAAAGGAAUAAGAUUGUCCAAAUCUGCUUCCCCACAUCUGAACUUUGAGAGAUAAGAAAGCUCCCCAAUGGAACUUUGUUUUCUGUGGCUCUCACCACUUUCUCUCUGGUAUUAUGGUCAUUUAUAUGCAAUUCAUCUCUCCUCCUAGACUGUACACUCGUGGAGGGUUCAGUAUAUUCUUAUUUAUGUUUGUAUCUUCUUCCUGUUGCUCCUGGCACCUAAUACAGUGCCUUGCACACAGAAACAGUAACUGACUGUUGAAUGAACGAAUAAAUCUGACAUAGAAGAAGGGGGAUGGACUUAGGAAGUAGUUCUGGGUUCAGAUUUUCAAGCCCUGCAUCUUCCAGUUAAAGUUAUUAACCUUCUCAAGCCUCAGUUUCUUCAUAUGCAAAUUAAAGAUGAUACUACUUACAAGAAAAAAAAAAACCAAGUAAAUCUGAUUGUGUUGUUCUAUUGCUCUUUCAGCUUGAAGUCUUAACUGAUGUCCUUUACGUCAGAGAAGUCAGAAGUAAUGGAGCAACAUAAUCAAAGUCUACCGUCUGUUUUCGAGGCAGUGACAUUAUGGAAUGUUCUAAGACAUGCUAGGUUAGGAAAGGAAACAGCUGUAUUUGGUGCACUUGAGACUUGUGAACUUUACUCACAAGUAAUAUUUUGUUAGUAAUUGUGAUAAUUAUGUACUAGGUAUAAUUAUUCUCAAAUGUAAAUAAAAGUGUUCUAAUAUAUGGAAACAGGCAGCAAGAUAGAGAAGGGACAUCUGAAAUUCUAUGCUUAUUUAGAUUGGUGCCACCUGAAUGUAUGUACUUAGGCCAAAUUUACUAUUUUGCAAUGUAGUGUAACAAAACUUGAAAUAGUCUUGGUGUAGUGACACUACAGUGGAUAAGGUCAUUCAGAGAAUGGGCUGUUAUGCCUUUGUGAGAACUUGUCAGUGAAGCCUUUUGGUUUUAAGCCAUAUUUACCAUGAAAAUUCUAAGACAGUAGUCAAACUGUUUUGCUCUAAAUAUAGUCUGAGGACUGAGGGGCAUUCAAAGCCUUAGGGAUUAGCAUUGUGAACUUUGGUAACCACAGUAAUAAUUACCUUUAGGACAUAGAUGUUAAAGGGAUUGAUCACUAAGUUGGUACUGAGCUCGAAUUCUCUUCAGAAUAAAUUCUUUGAUGAAAGCUG